AUGGCGAGUAGCGAGGCUGGUGAAGGACUAUCAGCCGUUCCACGUCGUGGCGAGAUUGGCCCGGCUGAGGUCGAAUUCCUUGCCGAGGACACGCCCAUUCGCAUCAUACCCAACUUCUCUAAUGCGACAUUCGAGCUCAUCCAGGGAUCGAUCGGCCCGUUUCAUGCCGGUCGCCCCGUUGAGGUACCUCUCUGGCUCGGAAUCAUGCUACUGCGUGCAUCCCCAACUUCGGUCCAUGUUCGCCUGCUGGCCCUAUUCCACAGACAUGUGCUCACCCUAGCUACAUUGACUCUCUCUAUCCAUAGUGCCGCAGAGGACAUUGCUUCAGCAGAAGAGGUGCGACGUAUUGUGCGCGACCUGGAGGACGUUCGAUCGACCAAACUGAAACACGGCGUUGGUGAUAUCAAGCAAUCCGUGGCCGUUGGCUUGCAAAACAUUACCAACAUGGAAAUUGCCAGCUUUCGUCUCUUUGCCACCAAGGCCAUGGACGCUUUCUACACGCUCACGGCUGAGCCUGAUUGUGAAUCCUUGUGUGCAUGCCUUUGUGUGUGUGUGUGUGUGUGUGUGUGUGUGUGUGUGUGUGUGUGCAUGCCUUUGUGUGUGUGUGUGUGUGUGUGUGUGUGUGUGUGUGUGUGUGUGUGUGUGUGUGUGUGUGUGUGUGUGUGUGUGUGUGUGUGUGUGUGUGUGUGUGUGUGUGUGUGUGUGUGUGUGUGUGUGUGUGUGUGUGUGUGUGUGUGUGUGUGUGUGUGUGUGUGGUGUGUGUGUCUAUAUUACAUAAAAACGACCGACCAAUGCUUACUGUGGACUUGGCCGUGA
Molecule: messenger RNA, 816 nt
Organism: Monosiga brevicollis MX1
Lineage: Eukaryota; Choanoflagellata; Craspedida; Salpingoecidae
Exons: 4
Coding region: 1-816 (271 amino acids)
Biological process (GO): double-strand break repair via break-induced replication; DNA replication
Cellular component (GO): nucleus; GINS complex
Source: RefSeq, a predicted model, not a curated record